UGCCUGCCUGAUGCUCAGUGGCCUGUGCCUUGAGCUUUUCUAAGGGACUUUGCUUCGCUGGCUGAUUUGUUUGCAUGGCGGGUUGUGGGUAAGAGAGUGAGAGCUAAAUCCAGUGCAAUAAAAUAAACCGGGCAGGCUCGGAGGAGUAGCAAAACUGAGCCGUGGAAUAAAGCUUUGGAAGUUCUUCCCUCCCCCCCACCUGGUGGGCACCAAGGCUGGAGAGACGGCUUGGUUGCCGAGUUCGUUUUCGGUGGGGGUGGAGGUGUGUGGCCGCCUGCCAGGAAGGGGGAAGGCCCAGAAGCGGGAAUCCAGACGGCGAAGGCACAUGAAAUGGACAACCCUAGGAAGCCGGUGGUAAAAUAUACAACGCCCAAGGGAGGCUCUCGGCUCUGGAAAGAAAGAAACGUGGAGGAGGCCAAGAGGCGCAUACUUUGCUCUCGCCGUCCGAGUGGAAAAGCUUGAGCGGUGGGAGUCUGGCUGCCGAGCACCAGGGCUUUCUGACUCCCUUCCUGAAGGGUGCAGAGCAGCGCUGAGCCCCUUUCUGUUUUGAUCUCUUCGCUUUGUGGUGCGGUGACUGCUUCUGCUCUCUGGACUGCUGUCUGCCCACCCACCCACCCACUGCUCCCCCUGGGACUCUGGCUCCGCGAGAGGCAAGGGGAUGAACUCGGUCCUGACCAAGUAUGGCUCCCCACCUCGCACCUGGCUCAACCUGCGCUUGGGAACAAAUGAGCGGACCGUGACGGAGGAGAAGGAGAAAGUAUUGUACUGCCAAAAUCCCAACUGCGUGGAGAAGCGGCGAGCCGCAAAGGUAUGCCACCACGCCGAGUGCCAGCAGCUGAACCACAACAGCCCCCUCCACUUGUGUGAAGCGUGUGACGGACGCUUCCACGGUGCCAUGCAUUUUGACGGGCACAUCCGCUUUGACCUGCCGCCGCAAGGUUCUAUCCUGGCCCGGAACGUCUCCACACGGUCGUGCCCACCACGCACCAGCCCUGCUUCAGAUGUUGAGGAGGAGGAUGAAGGGCUGAUUGAUGGGAAAGGGGACAGGAAGAGCUCAGCCUUGAAGCUGCCAAAGAAGAAGGCUCGCAGGAGGCACACUGACGACCCUAGCAAGGAAUGCUUCACCUUGAAGUUUGAUCUGAACGUGGACAUUGAGACGGAGAUCGUGCCAGCCAUGAAGAAGAAGUCCCUGGGUGAAGUGCUGCUGCCGGUUUUUGAGAGGAAGGGAAUCGACCUGUCUAAAGUGGACAUUUACCUUGACCAGUCCAACACCCCCCUUUCACUCAACUUUGAGGCCUACCGCUUUGGAGGACAUUACCUUCGUGUGAAAGCCAAACCUGGGGAUGAACUCAAAGUGGAGCAGGCGGUGAAGGACUUCAAGUCGCUGAGUUUGCCUAUCCUCCGUCCUGCGGGCACCGGCCCGUCCUUCCCCAGCACCCCCUCUCUCGACCGCCUGGAGCAGUUGUCGCUUCGGAGGGAGAGUAGCGACAUCCUGGCCCCCGGAAGACAAAGGAAGAACAUGAACGAGUUUUUGGGGGACGCCAGCAUCCCAAGCCACGACCCCCUGCAGCCCUCCAGCGCCUCCUUGCCCAGCAAUGGCAUCGACACGUGGAAGAACCGGGCUGCCAGCCGCUUCAGCGGGUUAUUUGGUUCCGGCAACAGCGCCAGCCCCUUCACGCGGGAGAUGGACAAGAUGGAGCAGCUGGAAAGCCGGCUCCACUCCUACAGCCACUUCGGCCUCCCCAAGUUCCCCCAGCAGCUCCGCUUCGAUCAGGAUUCCUGGGAAGAGGAGGAAGAGGAUGACGAUGCUACCCUGUGCCUGGAGGACAGCUGGCAGGAGAUCAUUGAGGGCACAGAGGUUUUGACACGCCGGCAAUGCCACCAGCAGGAAGCUAUCUGGGAACUACUGCACACAGAAGCCUCCUACAUCAGGAAGCUGAAGGUCAUCACAGAUCUGUUCCUGUGUUGCCUGUUGAACUUGCAAGAAUCAGGGCUGCUUUGUGAGGUGGAAGCUGAGCGUCUUUUCAGCAACAUCCAGGAAAUCAUCCAGCUGCACCGUGCUCUUUGGAGAAGCGUCAUGGCCCCUGUUUUGGACAAGGCCAGGACCAGCCGGGCUCUGCUAGACCCCACGGACUUCUUCAAGGGCUUCAAGAUGUUUGGCUCCCACUUCAAGCCUUACAUCCGCUACUGCAUGGAGGAGGAAGGCUGCAUGGAGUACAUGAGGAACUUGUUGCGGGACAACGAACUCUUUCGCAUCUACGUCACGUGGGCCGAGAAGCACAAACAGUGCAACCGGCUCAAGCUGAGUGACAUGCUAGUGAAGCCUCACCAGCGCCUCACCAAAUACCCUCUGCUGCUGAAGUCGGUGCUUAAGAAGACGGAAGACCCCCACACCCGAGAGGCCAUCAUCACCAUGAUCAACUCGGUGGAGCGCUUCAUCAACCACAUCAACUCGCGCAUGCGCCAGAGGCAGGAGCAGCAGCGCCUGGCCAGCAUCCUGAGCCGCAUCGAUGCCUACGAGGUGGUGGAAGGAAGCACGGAUGAAGUGGACAAGAUCCUGAAGGAGUUCUUGCGCCUGGACCUGACAGCCCCCAUCCCAGGGACCUCUGCCGAGGAGACCCGGCAGCUUCUGCUGGAGGGAAGCCUUAAAAUGAAAGAAGGCAAAGACAGCAAGAUGGAUGUUUACUGCUUUCUCUUCACGGACCUCUUCCUCAUCACCAAACCGGUGAAGAAGGCCGAACGCACAAAGGUCAUCCGCCAGCCAUUGCUGGUUGACAAGCUGGUGUGCCGUGCGCUCAAGGAUCCUGGUUCCUUCCUGCUGAUCUACCUGAACGAGUUCCGGAGCGCGGUGGGAGCCUACACCUUCCAGACCAGUGGGCAGUCUCUGUGCCGGAGCUGGAUCGAGGCUGUCUGCAAUGCCCAGAACAAGUUGCAGCACCUCCGUCUGCAGGAGCACCAGCGCAGCCAGCAGCAGCUGCAAAGCCUUGAGGAAGAAGAGGAGGAGGAAGAAGAAGAAGAGGAAGAAGAGGAAGAGGACGGGGAGAGUGGUGCCUCGGGAGCCAGCUCCCCCACCAUCCUCCGCAAGAGCACCAACAGCUUGGACUCACAACAGUGCCUCUCUGACGGCUCCACCGAGACCAUCUCCGUGGUGGUGGUAGAUGCCAGCGAGGGCCCCCCUUCCCCUGACUUUGAGGUGGGUCCCUUCAGCUCCCAGUCCGAUGAAGCAUCCAUCAGCACCACAGCUUCCUCCACAACACCCACCAUGGAACUGGGCGAGGCCCUCCCUGCCAGCACCGCCAACCACUGCCUCAAACCGGAGUCCGGGUCUUGCCGCUCGGCCUCCAUCGACAGCGCCUAUGGCACCCUGUCGCCCACCUCCUUCCAGGAAUUUGCAGACCAGCAGCAGCGGCAGCAGCAGCGGCAACAGCAGGAGGAGACUGGGGGGUCUACAGAGCAGGAGGACGGUGCCCCCACCCCCUCGCAACGGACCAGCUCCCCGAAACUGCGGCGGCAGGUGCCAGUCCAGCUGCUGCCUGCCAAGACCAAGGUGCUCAAGUCCAAAUCGGAGGCAAACCUCUUGCAGAUGCUGCCAGCCUCCCUGCAGCUGGCCCAGAGCAAGAGCCUCUCUGAACUCUGCCCGGCCAUGUUCCUGCUGGGCUCCCCGCGGACUAACGGGCGACAGGGCAAAGCAGGGCGGGGGGCCAGUGGGGGCGGCAGCAGCAGCAGCAACAGCAGCACCUCGGAGCUGUCUGAGGCCGAGGAGGUUCACCAGCCGGUCUGCGUUUCCCCAGAGUUGCCCGCCGCCUCUGCGGGGCUGCAAGCGCCUUGCUGGCUGGGCAGAGAAUGCCGGGGAGAGGAGCUGCCUGCCGCCCGUCGGACUCUGUCGGACCCGCAGACGAGCCAGCACCGCAAGCUGACGCUGGCGCAGCUAUACCGGAUCCGAACCACGCUGCUGCUCAACUCCACGCUCACUGCCUCGUGA
Molecule: messenger RNA, 3982 nt
Organism: Podarcis muralis (Common wall lizard)
Lineage: Eukaryota; Metazoa; Chordata; Lepidosauria; Squamata; Lacertidae
Source: RefSeq, a predicted model, not a curated record